Messenger RNA from Nannospalax galili (Upper Galilee mountains blind mole rat), 2331 nucleotides. It is a transcript of the gene Dpf1, whose product is annotated as double PHD fingers 1. Gene Ontology annotation, biological process: nervous system development. Bases 5 to 1312 code for a protein of 435 amino acids. Gene Ontology annotation, cellular component: nBAF complex. The transcript has 12 exons. The record is from RefSeq and is a predicted model, not a curated record. Lineage: Eukaryota; Metazoa; Chordata; Mammalia; Rodentia; Spalacidae.
AAGAAUGAAUGAAAUCGUAGCGCGCUGGGCGGCAGAGCGGGCGGCGCAGGCCGGGCUGGGCCCGCGCGCGGCGGGAGCGGCGCCUCGGGCCGGAGGCGGCCCAGUCGAGCGGGCCAUGGCUACCGCCAUUCAGAACCCGCUCAAGUCCCUAGGGGAGGACUUCUACCGGGAGGCCAUCGAGCACUGCCGCAGCUACAACGCGCGCCUGUGCGCCGAGCGCAGCCUGCGCCUGCCGUUCCUGGACUCGCAGACCGGCGUGGCCCAGAACAACUGCUACAUCUGGAUGGAGAAGACCCACCGCGGGCCGGGUUUGGCCCCUGGACAGAUCUACACUUACCCUGCGCGUUGUUGGAGGAAGAAACGGAGACUCAACAUCCUAGAGGAUCCCAGGCUGAGGCCCUGCGAGUACAAGAUCGAUUGUGAGGCACCCCUGAAGAAGGAGGGUGGCCUCCCAGAAGGGCCGGUCCUUGAGGCUCUGCUGUGUGCUGAGACUGGAGAGAAGAAAGUGGAGUUGAAGGAGGAGGAGACUAUUAUGGACUGUCAGAAACAGCAGUUGCUGGAGUUUUCGCAUGAUCUCGAGGUGGAAGACAUGGAGGAAGACAUUCCCAGGAGGAAGAACAGGGCCAAAGGAAAGGCAUAUGGCAUCGGAGGUCUCAGGAAACGCCAGGACACCGCUUCCCUGGAGGACCGAGACAAGCCGUAUGUCUGUGAUAUCUGUGGGAAGCGGUAUAAGAACCGACCUGGGCUCAGCUACCACUACACCCACACCCACCUGGCCGAGGAGGAGGGGGAGGAGCACGCAGAGCGCCACGCCCUACCCUUCCACCGGAAAAACAACCACAAACAGUUUUACAAAGAAUUGGCCUGGGUGCCCGAGGCACAGAGGAAACACACAGCCAAGAAGGCGCCAGACGGCACUGUCAUCCCCAACGGCUACUGUGACUUCUGCUUGGGGGGCUCCAAGAAGACAGGGUGUCCCGAGGACCUCAUCUCCUGUGCAGAUUGUGGGCGAUCAGGACACCCCUCGUGUUUACAGUUCACGGUGAAUAUGACUGCAGCUGUACGGACCUACCGCUGGCAAUGCAUUGAGUGCAAAUCCUGCAGCCUGUGUGGCACCUCAGAGAAUGACGGUGCCAGCUGGGCGGGUCUCACCCCCCAGGACCAGCUGCUAUUCUGUGACGACUGCGAUCGGGGUUACCACAUGUACUGCCUGAGCCCCCCUAUGGCGGAGCCCCCAGAAGGGAGCUGGAGUUGUCACCUAUGCCUUCGGCACUUGAAAGAAAAGGCCUCUGCCUACAUUACUCUCACCUAGGCCUGGCUCAGCUUUCCGAGGACCUUCGGGUGGUGCUUUGUCCUUCUGCCUCUCGGAGCGCCUCACUCUUCCACUGGGAGGGAGAGGGCGAAGCCCACAGGGGCUCAGGCGCCCUCCCUCUGAAGCGGAAUGCCACCCUGUGGGUGGGUGGGUCCAGCCAGGGCCCCCCUCUUGCCCUUCCUCUCCAUCCCUUGGCAAAUGGGCACCGGAGGUUUCUGCUCCCCUCAAAGCCAUACCCCGCCUCUGGGCGGGCAUAGGGGGGUAGUGGAUGCCAGCUUGGGGUACGGACAGAGCCUUUUUCUAAAGAAAAAGACAAAAAGUUAAAAAAAAAAAGAAGAAAUUAAUAUAUACAGAGAGUCCUAUAAGGCCUGGCUGGGUGGAGGGGCACUGCUGAGCGUCUGCUGGGCACCUGACUUUGCCAGUUUCCUGCCUGGCACCUCCCCACCCAGUUUCUGGAGUUGCAGUUGUCCCAGCUCCCCACCUGAGGUGGGUACCAUUCCUCUCAUACCCAGGCCAGGUGGGCAUGGUGCCCACCCCUCACCCCCUCCUGGUGCCCACCGUGGAUACUGCAUGUGAACCAUGGUUUUGAACUCUUUCUGCCACUCCCUGACAGCCCUGCCCUCUGCCCACCCAGUGCCUGCCAGGCUUAGGGCGGUUGGCUGGGGGAGGCCGGUGGGGCGAGUUGGGCAGCCCAGACCGCUCAGAGAAGCACAGAUUGCAAUGGACUCAUUUUAUUUCUCCUUCCCAGCCCCCUUCCCACCCGGCCAGGCCGGGUUGGCCCCUGCCCCCCUCGCUGGCCAUUUUGGGGGUGACGAGGGGGGUGUGGUUGUUUCUCGUGGUUGUGUGUGUUUGUUGUUCGGGUUUUUAAAAAAAGGGAAAUUGAGACUGCAAGUGGGGGAGGUAGAGGGUCUGGGGGAAUCUCCCCUCAAUCCAGGAGCACCCCCCGUCACUGAGUCUCCUUUAUUGCCUGCCUCUGCUGUGAAUUAACUUGUUCCGUGUAUUAAACUGGGCCUGACCCC